UGUUGGGAGGGCCGUUGAUAUUCUAGGUUUGCCUGCAACAGUUACGAACAAUAACGUUCUAACACACAACACCAUAUAUACACUAAUAAGUAUACUACUAGUAGUAGAUACCUCCGGGCCGACAAUGGUCCUCAAGGGGUUCAAUGAAUGGCGCUGCCGUAGUCAAGAGUCCGUGUAACUUGUGCACACCAUAUAGCGUUGACCGUAUAUCAUCCACAACAUACCAAUUAAACCAUAUUGGUCUCACCAAAUCACCCCUUGAGCAGUCAAACCCCCGAACGCCAUGGACAUCUGGGCGCUGUGCUCGUGGGCCGGCCUGCUCUCCCUCGCCAGCCUCAUCUACCGCGUCGCCAGCUUCGUCUCGCCCUUCCUCCGGCCAUCGCGGCUUGACCGCUACCUCCACGACACAGACGGCAAGCCGCCAUGGGCCCUGGUCACGGGUGCCUCGGACGGCAUCGGGAAGCAGUUCUGCCACCAGCUGGCCGCCCGCGGCUUCAACGUCGUGCUGCACGGCCGCAACCCCUCCAAGCUGGGCCGGGUCGUGGACGAGCUGGCCGGGGCCUUCCCCCAGCGCCAGUUCCGAUCCGUCAUCGCCGACGGCUCCGAGAUAGCCUGCAGCAGCUGUCGUCGUCCUGCGGGGGCCAGCAGUCCGGGUGGUCGUCACCAGGCUCACCAGGCUCACCAGGCCGUCGACUUUGAGGCCAUCGCCGCCUCGCUGGCAGACAUCAACCUCACGGUGCUCAUCAACAACGCCGGCGGCGGCGUGGUCAACCCCGUCUACCAGUUCAUCCAGGACUGCCCCGACGCCCGCCUGGUCGGCAACAUCAACCUCAACGCCGUCUUCCCGCUGCUGAUGCAGGCCCGCCUCGUGCCCCAGCUCCUGCGCAACGGGCCCUCGCUCAUCAUCAACAUCGGCUCCCUGUCCGACAUGGGCAUGCCCAUGCUCGGCUCGUACGCCUCGAGCAAGAAGUUUGCCGACACCGCCUCGCGCAUCCUCCACCGCGAGCUGGUCCUCCAGGGCCGCCACCGCGACCUCGAGGUCCUGUUCGUGCGCGUCGGCGAGGUCACCGCCACCGCCUACAACUCCCACCCCGUCUCCCUGUUCGAGCCCGACGCCGCCACCAUGGCCCGUGCCGCCCUGGCCCGCGUCGGCUGCGGCCGCCCCAACAUCGUCGGCUACUUCCCCCACGCCCUGCAGCAGGCCGCGAUGGACCUGGCCCCGGCCUGGGCCUACGAGAAGUCCCUGCUGGAUGUCAUCAGGGACCGCUGGGCACAGGACCAGGAGAUGAUGGCCAAGGCCAAGAGAGCCUGAGGGGGGGGAGGGGGUGGUUAAAAGGGUUUGUGUGCGUGUGUGUAUGAGU
This is a messenger RNA of Diaporthe batatas, 1361 nucleotides long. RefSeq lists its product as uncharacterized. Lineage: Eukaryota; Fungi; Ascomycota; Sordariomycetes; Diaporthales; Diaporthaceae. Gene Ontology annotation, molecular function: oxidoreductase activity. Bases 284 to 1312 code for a protein of 342 amino acids. The record is from RefSeq and is a predicted model, not a curated record. Gene Ontology annotation, cellular component: endoplasmic reticulum. The transcript has a single exon.